UGAAUUCCUGUGAUCUUGCGACGCAAAAAUUCUGAAAUGGCAGGGAAGAAGGGUAAAAAGCAGAAGAAAAAGAACAAACCGCUGUCCCAUAUAGGGACAGCUUUGUUCCCUCGGGCCAUUUUUGCAGCUGUUCCUCGCUCUCCCGAGCCUCCCCAGCCAGCCAGGAGCCCAACACCCAACCAGAGUAGACCAACAUCCGCUUUGUCUUCAGCCAUUAUGGAUGCCACUUUUGUAGGCAGAGCAAUAGCAAGCCCAUCACCAAACAGUACCUUGCGGGCAACAGGUGACUUCACACCUAGGGAAGGAGGAGCUCUGGAUGCUUCUGAACAACAGCAAAGGAAUCUUGAGAGUAGCAGUAUGGCAAGAAGCAGUAUGUAUGAUUAUGAUGACAGUGAAGAGGAGGAGGACGAUGAGGAGGAAGAUCUGGAUUAUAUGGGGAUCAGUCAGAGGGAACGAGAGAUGGAAUACCAUGAUGAUCCUGGUUAUGCUCGGGUGGAAGAUGUCCAAGAAAUGCUCUCUCAUGAGAAAAGAGGCACUAUAUCAAAUAGAGCUAGGAUGGAGACUCCGCCUAUUUCGGGGGAAGAGGAAUCGCCCAGGUUGACAGACCGCACUGGAACCGAUACAAACCGGUCUUAUCCGGUUCCCUCUCCUCGGGAUCCAUCCACAUUGCCGAGCACCAGUUAUGCUGCAGAUAUCCAUUCUCAAGGUUAUGAUGAAAGUCAGUCACAAGGUCUCUCAGAAGGUCGUGAUCAAAGACAGUCACCAGGAGGCCAUUUGCAGGAUGAUGAAUAUGGUGGAGGAAAUUCUGGCAAGAGGAAAAAGAAAAAAGCGAAAGAGAAGGAGAAGAAACAGAAGAAAGGAAAGGAUAAACCCAAUGAGACUGAAGGGUUAUAUGCCCAACCAAUCAAAAAGCAUGAGCCACUGGAGCGACAUGCAUCUAUAUUAUCCAAUGAGAGUGAUUUUACCGGAGUAUCCGCCGAAGACUUCUCAGAUCUCAUCUCGCCGACACCAUCGUGGAAAAGAAAACCACCGUCGCCAGAUCUGGGCAAUGCAGAGGUGGUCUCUAGUAGAAGCACUAAAACAUCUAAAGGACCCAAAUCGAAAAAUACUGUUAAUGAACCUAUGAUUGAGAAAGUGAGAGUUGAUAACAAUCAGUAUGCUGCAGCACCAUCUCCUCUAGCUCUUCAAGAUAAUGACAUAUAUAGUCAUCUGAACCGUGCUGAAUCGCUCAACCAGUCGGCCAGUGAUGAUUAUCUGAGACGGACCAACGAGCGUCUGGAAACGGAGCUGGAGCUGAUUCAGAAGGAGAGGAACGAUCUGAUGAACACGCUAGAUCAACGCACCAAACAAUUGGUUGAAGAGAGAGGGAGGAGAUCAGAUAUGAAUAAAUCCUUGGGGCUUGUUGCUGAUCUAGAGGCCCAAGUGGAGGAGUUAAGUAAUACUUGCCAGCGUCAGAGGGAUGAGAAGCGGGCACUUCAAGAAGCCAAUAAAAGACUCAAGGGCGAGAAUAUGAACCUACAGGACAUGGCCCAGUCUAAUCAGGAGGAUGAUGGAAUGUACUUGAAUCAACUCAAGAAACAAGCAGAGGCAGUGAUUCGGGAGAAUGAAGAUCUAAAAAAUGUUAUCCAUAAGCUCAACAUACAACUCAGUAGAUACCAAGCCAAAUACGCCCCUCCUCAGAAAGGGGAUCCCCCUGGCUUACCUUCCAGAGGAAGUACUCCAAGAUGGCUGACAGACACCAAGUACCUCUCUCCUCUCAUCACUGCCUAUGAGGCUCAACUCAUGGAGAAGGAGGAGGAGAUCCAGGCAAAUGUGGAGGAGGUGGAGGAGCUCAGAAGGAGUGCAGAGGAGGUGAUCAGGGAGAACCAGAGGCUCCUUCGGAAGUUGGAGGAGACCGGAGGAGGGGCAGGGCCAAAAGCAAGGCAUUCAGAGAGCUGGUUGAAUGAUAUUGAAGAACAAGCUAGACUGGUCCUGGAAGAGAAUCAAGUGGUCCUAGAACAAAUGGACCUUCAACAAAAGAAACUCCAUGAUCAACAGAGGAAACAUGCUCAGGAAACAAUAAGACUGACAAAACGCCUCGCCAUGGUAGAAUCAGAGAAGAAUAGCAUGGAGGGUGAGCUUUCGGAGCUACAGAUGAAAUAUGGCGCCCUCAAGGACCAGCAUGAGAGAUCGGUUCGAGAGGCAGAGAGUCAGAUGCCAGUUCAGGAGCAUCUUGAUACCAUUGCAGAAUACAAGAGGAGUAUGCAUGACAUGAAGCGGCAGGUGGAAGCCGAGACGGAGAACACUCUUUCCAGAUUGACAGCGGUCGAGACAGAAAAACAGAGUGUUGCAAUGAGAGUAGCUGAUUGCCAAGCAGAGAACAGCCAAUUGAAAGGAGAGAUACAGGCAAUGCAGAAAGCUCAAAAACGUUUACAACACAAGCUGACAAUGUUAGAGAAAGAGCUGUCUCAUUCACAAUCCAGAGAGCAGGCAGCCAAUCAGCAUCUAAAUAGAGUCCUGGAAAUAGCUGAACAAACGGCAGCUGAGAGAGAUUCAUUCAAAAAGAUGGCACAUACACAAGCUCAAGAGAAGGAGAGAGCGGUCAACAAGAUGAUAGCGGGUAACGUUGCUAUUGGGAGAAUGGAAGAGAAACUUAAGAUGUAUAAACUGAGAGCUGGUAAUAAAAUGGAUGACAUCAUGGGACGAAUGAAAGACCAAGAUGAGCUUCAUACGUCAAGAUUGAGCCAGUAUGAGAGAGAAAUGAAACAUCUUAGUCAGCUUGUCAGAGAAAAGCAAGAUGCGUUAGACGCAGUAGCUGCUGAUAAACAGAAAGUUGAGGAACAGUUGGAGGUUGUAUGGCAGAGUGCUACAGAAGACAAUAAGAGAUUAAAGGCACGACUUGCGAAGUCAAUGAGAUCAUCAUCCGCCGCAGACUCCAGUCACAUGCCCUUUGGAUCAGAUUCGGACAAUAGAGGGCUCCUGUCAUCAGAGAGUGACUGAACAGUUAAUACUUGAACAGUCGGUAUACUUCUCACAUAUUCUCAUACCACAUUAAGCCCAUUUGGUCUACUAUCAAUUUAGGCUAAUUACCGUUUGGUCUACACUACACUUGGUCUAUUACCCAAAUAGUCUAAUUCUCAGGUCGUCUGAUGCACAGAUGACUUAAUUUACUAAGUAUUUUUCACGUUUUCAUAACCAGAUCAUUUAACCAUUUAGAUUAGAUGGUGUUAGAUCAAGAGGAUAAAAGGUGAAAUGGGUAUAGCCAACCUGGAAAUCAGACAAAAAUUGUAAUUGGGCUAACUAGUAAUGAGCCCAAAUGGCCUGUGGAAUGAGGCCAUAAUGAAAGUAGACAAAGCACGUGUAGACAAAUCAGCAAUUUACUAUACUGAUUUAACAUAUUGGCCUGUAUUCAAAAGUUUCCAUUGUACCAUGGUACAAAACUGUGGACUACAGCAGAUUUUGUGUCAUGAUUACACUUAUUUUAUCGCGUACACUAAGAAAGGUACAUCUAAAUGCCUGCUUUUGGCAAAUUGCGCUAAAUCAAUGCUCGAAUGAAACACGAUAAUACAAGUAAUCUGCAUAGCCCAUGGCUACAGUACAUGGUGUAAUCUCAAGUAGCCUGAAUGUCUGUGAUGACAGUGGUUGUAAAAUAUGCAAAUCCCUGGCUCUUAGCCACUGAUACACAGUGCCUGGUGUAAGGAUUAUUUUGUUUGGAACCAUUGCCAUGACAACCAAAGAAUGUAUAGGCUCAUCAUUUUGAUUCUCUAUUGGCUUUCAAACUAGUAUCAAACUCAGGUUUACUUUAAAUGAAUAAGUAAAGAACCAAUUGCAGAUGUUCUUCCCUAGAGUACAAUAAAUUAAUUUUCCAUAUUGAAUUAUGAAAGAGUCAAGUUUCCUGGCCAUGCAGAAAAUGAAUGAAAUGCCAGGGGUGGUAUUGAAGUCAGUACUGUCUAUGAUGAAAAGUGGGGAUUGGCAUUGAAAAGGAGCUGUAAAGACCCGGCUCUGACUUUUAGGAAGGUACCUAAUUACAGUACUGAUAAUGUGAAAUGAAGUGACUUUAGGAAGUCACAAUUCAAACUUUGAUUCGUUACAAUGGUUUUGCAAAGUAAGCAGGAAUUUUGAAAUACAUUGGUAUUUGUGAAAAAUUCUUAUGUGUAAGAAUAAUCUUUUACUUUUCAAUUAUCAUUGCAAUAUCAAAAUCAGGGUGAUUUUGCUGAUUCAUUUCAAAAAAUAUAUAUGUAAGUACAUGUAUAUCUGAAUUUAUAUGCUUUUGUUUGCUUAGCUUGCCACAUUUUGAAUUUUCAUUUGUAUUCUAAAAGAGAAUGUCAAAUUAGUGAAAUUAGUGACUAUCUUAUUUUAAAAAUUACACUUCUAUCUAUGUAUUGUAUUCUGAAGUGUUAAUGUUGAAUAUGGUUUAGAGGAUUCUGAUUCCUCAUUCGCUCAACUUCUUUCAGUGCUAGUUCUAAAGUAUUUUGUACUUAAUUCUGAAAUCUUGUCAUGUUAAAGAAGAACGAUGACUGAAGGUAUAAAAAAAUAAAAUAAACACAUUAAGGUUGCAUGAUUGAAGGGAGAGAGAAAAAAAAAACUACCAGUCCUUUUAUUUAUAAGGUAGGAGACACAUACCAAAGAAAAUCAUAGUAGUGCGCACAAUCACCUUGAAUCAAUCUAUGUAUGCAUCUCGUUUUCUUGAAGAACUGCCUUAGUUUAAGUUGGAUCACCCUGUAUAUCUUGAGAAAAUUUCUUGGCUUUGUGUCUUCUUUUCAUCAUAAUAUACAUUAUCUUAUGUUAAAUUUACUUCUAUCUAUGUAUUGUAUUCUGGUGGGUGUUUCUUAAAGCUGUUCGUAAGUUACGAGCGACUUUAAGAACGACUGGUGAUCCCGAAGUGAUACACACCAUACUUACAUUGCUGUUGAUUUAGUUUCUAAGAAAGGCUCACCAGUCAUUCUUAAAGUCGCUCAUAACUUACAGCUUUAUGAAACAUUCACCUGAAGUGUUAAUGUUGAAUAUAGUGUAAUGUGCUAAUUAUCCAUUUGUUCAAAGACACAUUCCUUUUAACUUUGAAUACUACAUUACCUUAGAUUUUUUUGCAUCACCCUGUAAAUCAUGGAAAAAUAUAUUCUUGUCAUUAGAUUAUAUUACAUGAUGUUUGUAUGUGUAAUAAUCUGUUCAAUGACUCAUUUCUCCUAACCUUGAUCUAUCUUUGAAUACUGCAAUGCCUUAGAUUUUAUUGGAUCACCCUGUACAUCUUAGAAAUAUUUCUCAGCAUUUGCAAUUAAUGUCAUUGUAUGUUUCUCUGUAAUAUAUAAAUUAUCCGUUUGUUCAAUGACACAUUCCUUCUAACCUUGAUCUAUAUAUGAGCACCUUGAUUGAUUCACAUUUACUUUAAAGUGUACCUUGUUUUAUAUCAGUUUUUUAAACCUUUGAUGGAAAGCCAGAUCGAGGCAUAUAAUAAUUUUACUUAAGGCCUAAUUUCACAAAUGAUGUUUAACUUAAGCCCUCUCCUGGGAGGGAGUUUUUUUUAGACACAAUGUUUGAUCUGAUUGCAUUAUUGUGAAACUUGUAGGUGCAUUUAUUUGGGCUUAUGCUAAUAGUGUACUUGAAAAACUUGUUUGGAUUAGACUGGCUGGUUUUAGACCUGUUAGACCCCUCUUCUAUGAAUUUAGGCCAAAGGGUUUGGUUUCUUAUUGGUUAAAUGAAGAUUUACACCAUUGAAGGAUUGUGAAAAUUUUCUGCUCAAAUAUUCAAGUCAUUCAAAGGUCCCCCCUUCCAUUUGUUAUUAAGAUGAACAUUUCUUUUAUUACUCGACUGUAAAAUGAGUGCUGGUCUAAUUUCAUGACAACAUGGUAAAGGCCCCAAUUUUGCUGUUUGAAAAAUUAUGCUAGCCGUUUUUUUCUAUAUGGGCUGUUGGUGGGGUUUGUUAGUGCCAUUUUAUAUCAAGCAUUAUUCGUAUUAAAGUGAACACUUUUAUAAUUAUUAUUACUCAACAGUAAUCAAGUAUGCAGGUCUAAUUUUGUAAUUCCAAGAGAUUUCUUCUUUCUUCUACGCAAAACCAGUGGGCAUAUAUUCAUCAGUCAAUUUGGUAAACAACAAUUUGGUAUUUCUGAAAUUCUUCAUUUUGAAAUUGGUGUUCCGCUGUAUUUUUCCUUAAGACAGUUGCAUUUUAUGCACAUACACAUCAAGUGGGGACUUCUGAUGAUCCGAUAGUAAAUAUUAGUGUGCUAAUUUCUUUAUUUGGUUAUGGAAAAUUUUCGAUUAUUAUAAAUACUUAUAUAUGUAUGGUUAUUUUAAGGUCAUUUUCUACUCUGUUUAUUGUCAUAUCAGAAGCCUGGUGCUGAAAUAAAACUUGUACCUGAUGUACAUUUAUAGACAGA
This is a messenger RNA of Lytechinus variegatus (green sea urchin), 6350 nucleotides long. RefSeq names its product centrosomal protein of 89 kDa-like. The coding region runs from base 37 to 2979 and encodes 980 amino acids. Gene Ontology annotation, biological process: chemical synaptic transmission; mitochondrion organization; cilium assembly. The record is from RefSeq and is a predicted model, not a curated record. Lineage: Eukaryota; Metazoa; Echinodermata; Echinoidea; Temnopleuroida; Toxopneustidae. The transcript has 18 exons. Gene Ontology annotation, cellular component: centriole; ciliary transition fiber.